AUGGUAUCGGCCGAGUUUAUUGCGAUGAAACCGGAUAAAUACAAGGAGGAGACCAAAAAUUAUCAGAUACUAUGCGUAUUGUUGUUGAAUACCGAAAAUAAACAUUUAGUUGUUUUUGAUGAACCCGAGUAUAAUAACUUUUGCAUCUGCAGAAAUUAA
Messenger RNA from Plasmopara halstedii, 159 nucleotides. RefSeq lists its product as uncharacterized. The coding region runs from base 1 to 159 and encodes 52 amino acids. NCBI's taxonomy places the organism in Eukaryota, Oomycota, Peronosporomycetes, Peronosporales, Peronosporaceae. The transcript has 2 exons. The record is from RefSeq and is a predicted model, not a curated record.